Molecule: messenger RNA, 204 nt
Organism: Lachancea thermotolerans CBS 6340
Lineage: Eukaryota; Fungi; Ascomycota; Saccharomycetes; Saccharomycetales; Saccharomycetaceae
Product: KLTH0A00220p
Exons: 1
Coding region: 1-204 (67 amino acids)
Source: RefSeq, a predicted model, not a curated record
AUGCCGGAGCUCGGAGGUAGUGCUCCCGCUCUAAUCAUUUUUACGGGCAAGGUUGUAAUUUUUGAGCUGAACAGCACUGCCGUACACUUCAAAAGGUUCAUGGAGUUCCAUAACAGCCAGCUUGACGGCACUGUAGAAACCCUAAAAAAUCAUUCUCAAUACUGCCAGAUUGCUUUAACACCUUCAGAGUAUAUUUAUUCUUAA